AUGGCUGAAAAAUACGACAUUGUCAUCGUUGGAGCCGGGCCAGUAGGGCUGAUGCUCUCGACCAUCCUGGCGCGAUGGGGUUACAAGAUCAAGCACAUUGACAACCGGCCGGAGCCCACUGCCACCGGCCGUGCUGACGGCAUCCAGCCACGCUCUCUCGACCUGCUGCGGAAUAUGGGCUUGAAGUCGGCCAUCAUGGCCCACCAUCCCGCCCGAGUGUAUGAGGUUGCCUUCUGGGACGCUGCCCACACUGGCGACGGUAUCGUCCGCACGGGAACGUGGGCUAGCUGCCCCGACUUCAUCGACGCCCGCUACCCAUUCACGGCUCUUCUGCAUCAGGGCCACAUCGAGCGGGUGUUCCUUUCCGAUCUCGAGAAGAACGGCGUCACAGUCGAGCGUCCCUGGACGAUCAAGGGCUUCAAGUCGGACGAGGCCGCGAACCCAGAGUACCCGGUCGAGGUCCACCUGGAGCACAUUGAUGGAACGGCAAAAGAGACUGUCCAGGCCAAGUACCUGUUCAGCGGGGAAGGUGCGCGGUCAAGUGUUCGGGAGCAGCUCGGCAUCGGUAUCAAGCACAAGGACCCCAUCGCAUACGUGUGGGGUGUCAUGGACGGCGUCAUCAAGACGGACUUUCCGGACAUCAAGAUGAAAUGCACAAUCCACUCCCGAGAGGGCUCGAUCAUGGUGAUUCCGCGGGAAGACAACAUGGUCCGGCUGUACAUCCAGAUCGCCUCGUCCACAGACCCAGACUGGCACCCGCGCAAGACAGCAACAGCAGAAGAGGUGCAGGCAACGGCAAAGAAGAUCCUGGCGCCGUAUACGAUCGAGUGGGAGCACCUUGAGUGGUAUUCCGUGUACCCGAUCGGCCAGGGCAUUUCAGACAAGUAUACCAUCGACCACCGUGUCUUCCUGGGUGGAGAUGCGUGCCACACACACAGCCCGAAAGCUGGUCAGGGCAUGAACACGGCCUUCCUGGACGCGCAGAACCUUGCCUGGAAGAUCCACCUGGUCGAGAAGGGGUUCGCGAAGCGCAGCCUGCUGCAGACAUACGAGUUUGAGCGGAAGGACGUGGCUGAGAAGCUGCUUGCCUUUGACAACAAGUAUGCCAAGCUGUUUUCGGCGAAGCCACCAACGGCCGACCAAGUGCAGGCGGCGGGCGACUCCGGUGCUACGGGCAACGCACAAGCCACGAGCCCAGACGACUUUGAGAACAACCCGUUUGUGCAGACGUUCAAGGAGAGCUGUGAGUUCACGAGCGGCUACGGAGUGGCGUACCAGCCGAGCGUCAUCACCUGGUCGCCCGAGCACCCGGCACAGACGGCCACGGCCAACCCGGCAGGAAGCAAGCUGCGGCCAGGGCGGCUGUUUGUCAACGCCAAUGUGACGCGAGUGGUGGAUGCCAACGUGGUGCACCUGGAGCAGGAGGUACCGUUGAACGGGUCUUUCCGGAUCUUUGUGUUUGCUGGCGAGCCAGACAAGACGGCACAGGCACUCAAGGACCUGGAGAGCGGGCUGCAGCGGAGGGGAUCGGUCUUUUCCGCCUACAGACGUGCGGACGAGGCCGCGGUGACCCAUCUCGAGAAGCACAACCCGCACAGCCACUUCUUCACCUUCUGCAUCAUCUUUGCGCGCCGGCGCGGCGGCAUCGAGAUCAGCCGCGACGUGCCCGGCCUGCUGGCCCGCUACCGUGACCACGUAUAUGCGGACGACCGCGGCGUCGACGCACCAGCACACGCAAAGAUGGGCUUCGACCCGCGCAAGGGUGGCGUCGUGGUCGUGCGGCCAGACGGCUACACGGCCUUUGUGGCCGGCCUCGAAGAGGGCAGCAGCACCAUCGACGCGCUGGACCAGUACUUUGCGUCCUUCUGCGCCGCCAAGAUGGGACCUUCCGCGCAGUUGUAG
Molecule: messenger RNA, 1902 nt
Organism: Grosmannia clavigera kw1407
Lineage: Eukaryota; Fungi; Ascomycota; Sordariomycetes; Ophiostomatales; Ophiostomataceae
Product: FAD-binding domain-containing protein
Exons: 4
Coding region: 1-1902 (633 amino acids)
Molecular function (GO): FAD binding
Source: RefSeq, a predicted model, not a curated record